Messenger RNA from Pyricularia oryzae 70-15, 2184 nucleotides. RefSeq lists its product as uncharacterized. The transcript has 6 exons. The coding region runs from base 403 to 1758 and encodes 451 amino acids. Lineage: Eukaryota; Fungi; Ascomycota; Sordariomycetes; Magnaporthales; Pyriculariaceae. The record is from RefSeq and is a predicted model, not a curated record.
GCUCCUACCGCGAAUGAUAUCCACCCUCCACCCCACGCACCCGCGACCACUUUAAUGCUACCCUGCAUUCUGCGACUACAGUCGCUGCAACAGUACAGUACCACCCACCACACAUCCCGCUGCACACCCCGGCACCGGUGUGUCUGGACACUAGUCUCCAACCUCGAAAGCCAAGUCGGAUUGGCGUUCCUGGCUCUAUAGGAACACAUCUCGUUUCGGUCGUAUUAUAUCUUGGCUUUUUAAAUUUGAUCUUCCUGCAAUUUCUCAAUCAGUGGUUCUUUCUUGUUUCUUGCUCAAUCGCAAGGCAAGGCAACACCAAAGACUAUAUACCACAUUGUACCCGCAUCUAGCUCAUUUAGGUACCUGCUGCAAGCUCUCAAGGUACCAAUCCUAAGUUGCAAUAUGCCGUGGCUCGAGCUCACACCACCGCUGCCGCUGCCCGUGGCCCCUCGCGCCAACAAACUCAAGACACUACCAACUGAGAUAUACACCACCACGCUGAACUAUCUGCUUUCGAACGACUUGAUACUGCGCCAGACUUUACCUUACCUGCCACCAUCUUCCGUCCUUAAGCUCGCCGCAACCUCGCGCGACUUUCGGAGCUUGAUUUACCACACGCCCGGUGCGCUCCGCCACCUUGAUCUGACUGGUGUAAAGGCCGCCCACCUCGGCAGCGAUGCACUAGAUGGAUUUCGCGACGCAGGCCAGCCUGACAGGCUGCUCACCGAAGACGAAUACUACUCCGCUCCCCUCCGCAACAUCUUUUCCAAGCUCGGUCGUGCCAGUCUUCUGCCCUCUGUGCAGACUCUUAUACUAGAUGGUCUCUCUGUGACCGCGGAGCUAGUCCAUGACCUCAUCACGGACCCGUCGCUCAACAUUCGCAUCCUUUCCCUUCGGGGAGUCAAGAACCUCAACGAGGGGAAGCUACAGCAGAGCCUGCAAACGGUUUGCAGGCCUGGCAGGCCCGUAGGGACGCCCCGUGUCCAGGGCAUAUACCUGUUCUCGGCGCCGUCGACUCAGGUGCAGAGCUCUACGCCAGGCUCCUCCCGCGCAUCAUCUCCAGACUCGGAAUGGGAAGUCCAACCCCCAUGGCCCGGCAGCCAGGACAACUGGUACCAGAGCCGCGGGCGGGCCCUUGCUCGGUCUGUGUCCCCCGAGUGGGCCCGUACGAUUCAGGCCUGCCGCGGCGUCAUAUCAUUCGACGCAAUCCUGUGCGCCGGUCCGCGCCACCUCAACUCCCCCGCGCUGGGGCUCGUAGACGUCACGUACACAAGCGGCCGCGAGGUCCCACAGUGGGCCGUUGCAACGCACGCUCUCGACGGGUGCUCGGGCUGUGGCGCCGCGCCCGAGGGGAUGACUGAGUGGGGGAGGUCGGAGAGGAGUGACUGCCCGCUACUGGAGCCAGUGCCGCUCCAUUCGAGCACCGUCAAGGCCGCAGGUCGCCCGUCGCAGGCGGAGGGCGCAAGGUUUGUCGCUCGGUGUGCGGAUUGUCUGUGGAACCGGCAUUGCAACAGCUGCCUCAAGUGGUGGUGCGAAGCAUGCUACUCCGGUGUGGGAGGAGCCAACUCGAAGGCUGGUGUUGCAAAGGAUUGUUGGGAAUGUGGUCCGAACUGCUUCGAAUGCAUCUCUGCAACUCAGAGGACCUGCAAGAGCUGCUGUGGCGGCUACUGUAUCAUCCAUAACGAAGGCUCAACUUCGACUCACUGUGACUGGUGCUGCUCCAGGGGUAGUAGCUUGAGGGCUAGAGACCUCUACUAGUCACGCUGCCAAGUCUCUUAUGACAUGAGCUUUUGUUAAGAAUCGGCGGUUGCCAUGCAUUCAUUCUUGGAGGUCAAGGAUCAAUUAAAAUUCGCGUCGGACUGCUGCUGUUCAUUUCCCUGUCUCUACCCUACAACAACCUCCAGACUCAAAUUCCCUGGAGAAAAACAACCCCACUCUUCGUUGGCGUCUGGCUUGUAACGAAGUUAUGAAGCGUGUUUUUCCUACGAUAUCUCUCCACUCUUGGCUAGCACUCCCCUCCAUUACUAGAGCUGCAUUUUGCUGCUUCAAUACCAAAUACCCAUCAAUACUGCAAUUGUUAAGGAAAGAUGGUGGUGUAGUGAUGUAUGUAAUCUCGGCCAAUUCGGGCGUCAAAGGAGCCGAUCUGUGUUCCCUUAAAAAAUAGCAGAUGAGGUUAAUUAUCGU